AUGCCAAACAGUGACGUUCCCUCUUCCCAGCGCUAUCCCGACGCCGAUGGCUACUACGGCCCUUUCGGCGGCAGCCACUACCCGGCCAAAGUCCAGCCCGCGCUUGAUGAACUAGCCCAGGCGUAUGAAUCGAUACGCGACUCCCUCGAUUUCCAGCGCGAGAUCACCAGUGUCCGCGCCACCUUUCAAGGCCGCCCAACACCCAUCCACCACCUCAAACGCAUCUCGCAGCAGCUCGGCGGCGCUCAGAUCUUCGUGAAACGCGAAGACUUAAACCACACCGGUGCGCACAAAAUCAACCACUGCGUCGGCUUCGCGCUCCUCGCGAAGAAACUCGGAAAGACAAAGCUCAUCGCCGAGACAGGCGCCGGGCAGCAUGGCGUCGCCCUCGCGACGGCCGCUGCCUACUUUGGGCUCGACUGCGAGGUGCACAUGGGCGAGGUGGAUAUCGGCAAGCAGGCCUCUAAUGUCGGCCGCAUGCGCCUCCUCGGCGCGCGCGUCGUGGCUGCGUCGACGGGACAGUCGGCGCUCAAGGAGGCGAGCGACUCGGCCUUUGCCGCGUACGCGGAGCAGCACGCGCACGCGUUGUAUGCAAUCGGGUCGGCGAUUGGGCCCCAUCCGUUCCCGAUGAUUGUGCGAGACUUCCAGGCUGUUGUUGGCCGCGAGGCGCGCGAGCAGUUUCUUGCACUCUCGGAGGGUAGUCUCCCUGAGCAUGUGGUUGCGUGCGUAGCUGGCGGGUCGAAUGCGCUGGGGAUGUAUACUGCUUUCCUGGAUGACUCCGAGGUCACCUUGCAUGCUGUGGAGCCCCUAGGCCAGUCGAGUCAGCUCGGACAGCACGCCGCGACCUUGUCCUACGGGACGCCGGGGACACUGCACGGGGCGCGCUCAAUCAUGUUGCAGGAGAAGGAUGGCACGCCCGCAAGCGUCUCAUCCGUAGCGUCCGGGCUCGUCUACCCCGGCGUCGGGCCGGAGAUGGCCAUGCUACAUGAGUCUGGGAGAAUUUCUGUCGCGGUGGUUUUGAAUGAGGACGUUAUCAGGGCGUUCUUCCAGAUGGCCAAGCUUGAGGGGAUUAUCCCGGCUUUGGAAAGUGCGCAUGCGCUGGCAUUUGCGUUCAAGUUGGCGGCGCAGCGGCCUUUGUCGGAGCGGAUUCUGGUUAAUCUUUCAGGGCGCGGUGACAAAGAUGUGAACUAUGUUCUUGAGAAUUAUGGGCCUGGUUAA
Aspergillus calidoustus is the source of this 1218-nucleotide messenger RNA. The record is from the annotation of a GenBank genome assembly. NCBI's taxonomy places the organism in Eukaryota, Fungi, Ascomycota, Eurotiomycetes, Eurotiales, Aspergillaceae.